Molecule: messenger RNA, 5691 nt
Organism: Vitrella brassicaformis
Lineage: Eukaryota; Vitrellaceae
Source: the annotation of a GenBank genome assembly
GGCCAGAAGCGACGUGGCACUAAAACCGUCUGUCCAUCCAUCCAUCCAUCCAUGCAUCACGUGCUACUUGAUGCAUUGUAGCUACUUGAUGCAUUGUAAGCGUCCAUCGAUUGAUUCAUCAGCCAGCCGUCUUGACUCGACUGUGUCAGUCUCCCUCCCAUGCAUGGCAUUGCAACCAGCAGCCCACCCAGGCAAUUGGAUAGCACAUCGGGUAUGCAGGAAUUCCUCAGCCACGUCAAGAACCGCCCGCCACAAAUACCAACCAUACUACGCACCGAGACCGUCUCCUCCUGCGCCCGACUCUCGGUGCCCGACGAACGACACCACAGCCGCCUACGUGUCUGGCCUCCACUCACUCACAGAGCGGUGGGGCCGCCCGUGUGAGUGGCCAUCAUCACCAUGUGUGGCUGCAGCGCACCGAAGAUGGGCUGGCCGAUGGUCGCAUAGGGAGGCCUGGGCGGGGGUGCGAAGGCAUGCAUGACAUGGGGCGGCUGCGGGGCGGCUGUAGGAGGGAAUCGCUGCUGCUGACGUUGGUGAUGGUGUCGUGAUUGCGAUGAGAGUGUGGCUGGGAGGCGCAGGUCGGGAACGCGUCGCGGCAUGGUGGCCGAUGAUGCACCAUGGGCAUCAAAAGGGGGCGGUGACAGUAACCGGUGGGACGACGAAUGCCGGUGGCCGCUCAUCAACACACCAACAGCACCUGCCACACACAAUGCACACACACAGAGAGACAGAUGAUUUCUAUAUUGCGACCUUAUUCCUUUCCCUCUCUCGACAUUGAUUGCAUCCUUACGUUUGUCGGUAUCCCAUCCACUGGGUGUCUGCGCCUGCUGCAGCUUGAGCUUGAGUGCGUUGGCGGGCGUCAGGGGGCCGCACUUGGGGUGGUGCACAUGGUGCUCGGCAAAGGUGUGGUGGACGACCGGCGGGGUGCCUUUGCCGUUCCACAGCCGAGCCCCCACCCUGUCGGCCUCCAAAUCAACAUCUGCGCCCUCCCCAACCACCGGCAGGCGCGUCUUGGCCACGUCAAAUGACGGCGGCUCGUUAGCGAUGCGCGUCAUGACAAUCGACAGCCGCGGGCCGUAGGCUCUCUUGACCACUGGGGCGGUCUUCUGACGGUGGUCUUGUGUGAAUGCGAGUGUCUUGGGCGCGUCCGAUUCUGUUGGGGCGGUGAAGGGGCGGAGGGCUUCGGUGUCGGAUGCCCUCAUCAUGCCGGCCACCGCAGCAAGACGGUCACCUCGACCACCUGCACGACACACACACAUGCGCCAGUGACACACACGAAUGUGUGUUCGCGUCUUCCCCCUCCCUCCUUCUCUCCCUCCCUCCCUCUCUCACCUCCUGUGCGGAUGCCGACACCUGGUCCGAUCAUCGCGGCAUUCUCACCGCCAUGACCCCUCUCAACACCAACAGCACCAUCGGCUGUCUGUGGCGGGGAGGGCCGCUUUCUCCGACCAGCUGCACUAGCUGUGACCGAUCGCUGCUUAGAGGUCUUCUUGGCCACAGUGGCGGCCGCCAUGUUGCUGUCGUCAGUCGUGUCGGCCGCCCGCUGUUUCGUGGCGCGUGCCGUGACGUCUGUGUGAGCGUCUGUGGGGGGCGUGGCGAUGCGACCGUCGACGCUGACGCCGUCUGCACGUGAAGCCACCCUGGCGCCAGGGCUAGUGGAGAUGGCUGCAGCAGGGGAAGCCUUGUGCCCCAGAACCGCCCCAAUGCUCGCACCGCGGCCACCACUAGUCGACGCCUGACAUACACACACGGCACACAGACAGACAGACAGACAGAUAGGGCGAUGGGGGGCUGUCUUUGUUUGUGUAUGUUUGUGAGGUCUGCCUGUACACCUGCUGCUGUCUCCUGCCGUUGGUGAAAUGCGAUCCGCCAGCGGAUGGCCACCGGCCUUCGCCUCUGCUGGCGCCCCCACGCAUGGCACGGCCCUGGUGGAUGCAGGAACACCGAGGGCACGGCACCCACACACGCCCACAUAUGGGUGAGUGAGUGUCUCGUGUGUUUCCAAUGUCUGUCUGCCCCACGUAACGUACCAGAAUCUGCGAUUUGUCGCUGACCACUCGGGCAGCCCCUGCCACCGGGACACCGCCAGCAGGGAUCGUGGGGGGCACUGGGGGAGCCUUGCCCUACAGAUGCGAUGCGUGUGAACACACAGAUGUAUGUCUAUCUGUUUGUGUGGGUGAGUGGUCAGCUUACAGGUCUUGUGGGUAGUCUGAACCCUUUGUGAUCGUGCGAGAGGUAUGCGGCAGCCUUGAGGUGCUGUUCGCAUGCCCGAAUCACACGUAUCAGCUCCGCUCUGUCAUCUGCAUCCCCCCAUUCGCGCGGUUGGCAUCAGAUACGCACAUGUGAUGUGGGCGAAAUGCCAUCCAUCGAUUGUCCAUUGUGCACGCUUGCGUACGUUCGAGCCCUUCGUUCUCCCGCUGUAGACUGUCCCUCUCACUCUGCAGCGCUGCCAUCUGCACACACAUAGGCGAGGGAGGGGGAGAGUGAAAGUGAUGACAGGGAUCUUCUCGGCAUAUGACGGGAUUCACCUGUUGCAGCCAUGUGCUGCGCUCGUCGUCCUGGCUGCGGCGAGCGACCUCCUGCAUGGCAUUGUUGCUGCACACCGACACACCACACCGGACAAAGGACGCGUGAUGCGUGGCAUGUUAUGUGUGAUCUGGCUUGCUGCGAUGUCAGCUUACACGUUGAGCAUGGCCGAGUAGUCCCCGGUAUGGCUGAGCUGGUCCUCCUGCAUCUUUGUCAGCUCCUGCCGCCCCGCCGUCUGUGUGUCGGCGGCGUGUGUGUAUACCUGCUGCUCGGCCAUCUUGCGCAGGUUCGCGGCCUCCUCAGCCAGCCGGUCGGCACGCACCUGAUCGACGGACGGAAUGGCCAACACGGAGAGAACACACACCCCACAAUGACCACAAUGACCGUGUGACGACUGUGGGGUGAUGUCUGUGCGUGGUGUCAUGGGAGACACCCCCGCCCCAUCUCACCUGUUCUCUGUCGAGCGUUUCGUCGACCCUGCGGACGACGGCCGUCACCUCGGGCGGCAAAGCGCAGUCGGACAGCAAAUGCGCCAAAUCAUCAUCUGCACAGAUGCACACACACACAGACACACACACAGACACAGACACAUAGAGGUGGAAUGACUAUCUGUCGGGGCGUUGAGUGUGCCGUCUGCCCCUCUCCUCACCCACCCACCUGUGGGUAUGUCGUCCUGACCGCCAUCCAGGUCCGCGUUGGCCGCAGCCGCCUUCUCGAGACUUUCCUGCGUGAGGCAGGGCACGUCGUGACACCAACCAACAUGACACACAAUCGAAUGCACAGACGGGUGGCUCACCUUUUCCUCCGUCAAUUUGGCGUAGUUGUCUUGCAGUGCCUUCAGCCGGGCCUUCAGAGCCUCAUACUCCUCCUUGAUUACCUGCCCUAAGCCGAGUGGCUCCUCCUCCUGCACGCACGCAACACAACACACAACACCAAACACACAGCCGACAUCCAUCAGAUCCAUUGGGUGUGCUGUGCUGUGCUGUGUUGCGGUAUGCUGUCUGACCGCGUCAUUGAGUUUGUGCCUCUCCGCCUCCUGCAGCUUCCCCUUUGCGAUGUCCUGCACACACCAGACAGACAGGACGGCGCCCAUGCCAUCCACUCCACGUCAUGCAUCCAUCUCUCUGGUCGUCUCGCCCUAGCGUAGCGUAGCGUACCAGUUCCCGCUGCUGCUUGCCGAUGGUGGUGCGGAGGACGUGCUCGAGUUUGAACCACUCAUCCGCCGCCUUGGCAGCCGCCUCGUCCUUGGCGGCAAGCACCUUGGCCUACACAAAACAUCACAACACAAGUUACACAUUGGAUGGCUGGAUGGCUGUGCGAUCACCUACCUUGUCGUCGUCAAUGGCUUUAAGUUGCUCCCUGAGGCUGGUGAUUGACUGCUCCUGCAUGUGGUAGAUGUCCUUGAGCGAGUCGUGCUGGCUCUUGAUGAGGGCAUACUUCCGCUUGUAGAAGCGCGCCGUGCCCCCGUUCACGCCGUCGCCGGCUGCGCCCACAUGACCGUCAUCGCCCUCCUGCCCAGCCCACAACAUAUCACACACACACACACACACACAGAGAGAGAGAGAGAGAGCGGUCCCAGCCAGCCUCUUUGCGUGGUGCUGUGUGUACCUGUCUGUCGGUGGUGUCCUGCCGUUUGUGUGUGCUGGGGGCUGCCAGAGCACCAACGUCGCCAUCACCAUUUUUGCCGUCACCCCCACUGCUGCCACUGCUGCUGCCUCCCUUGCCUGCAGCACCGCCAACACCGGCAGGCUGAGCCGCUCCGGCUGCUGCCGCCGCCACUUGGUCUCGUGGGUAGUUGCGAUCACGCUCCUGAGGACAGACACCACACACAGACAGACCCCCACUCAUGAGUGUGUUGGUGGCUAUGUGGGUGGGGUGAGUGACGGACGGCCUGUUUGCGUACCUCGUGUACUUCCUUCAAGUUGAGCUUGGGGAGGCCUGGCGGGGGCAAAGAGGGGCUCCGCUGAUGGCGACUGGGGUGGACCGGGUGUGGGAGGAAAUGGACCUGAAGACACACACACACACACACGCACACACACGCACGGUUAGCGGUAUGCUGCACCGCGUCAAUGUCUGGAUGUCUGUCUGUGUGCAGUGAGUGCCCACAUCCUCAAACUCUUCCUCGUCAUCGGCUUCGUCUGCCGGGCGGUGUCGACUGUCUGGUUGACCAACACAACACCCAUAGCCAAUCACACACACACACACAGACAGACAGACAGACGGGCAGAGGUGAAAUACGCGUCGAUGAUCCAUCCGUCAGUGAGAGAGUUAUGCGCACCACUGAGUGGCUCCAGACGAUGUGGUGAGGCCAUCAAGACUCCAGCUAGACGCCCUGGCCUCGUAUCGUCGCUGCAGCCAGCAAACACAACAGCCAGCCAGAUGAUUGACGUGCGUCUCCACGGGGGAUGGGAUGAGGGUGGGGGGGUGCCGUGUGUACCUUGUUCUCUUGCUAGUGCGUUUGCGUAGCUGGUCAAUCUCAGUCGCCUUAUCGAGGAUGUCCUCAGCCUGGCGGCUGAUCUUGCUCUUGAGAUGCCGCUCGUGCAACCUGGUGACACACACACCACACCGCACACAAACAUUUAAAUGAGGGCUAUGUGUGUGUGUGUGGCUUAGCUGACCGUGCUGCUCUGAGCUGCUUCUCCGUGGCCUGCUGGCGGUCCUGCAUCCUCGCCACCUCCUGCAAAUGCCAGCCACGUACACAACACAACCACAGACAAGACACAAAGUGGACUCACCGACCCAACCUGGCUGUGUUAUCUUCUCUCUGUCUGCCUGUCUGUGUGCCUCUCGAAUGGCUGUAAGUCCACCUCCCUCCCUCAUUUGUCUGGUCUGGUCUAACAGACCCACUCACUCACCUCCUGUGACGCCUUCUCGGCCUCCUGCCGCAUGGCCGUCGCCCGAUGCUCCUCCUCCAUCCGAUGCUGCCGCUGCUGCCGGGAGGGGACGGGCAGCCCGGGGGCUCUGGUGUGGUUGUGGUCCUCCUCACCGCUACCGUCCUCCUGCAUGGGAUGUGCGUCGGAACAAAUGAGGACGGGGAAGCGAAACAAUGAGUGAGUGAUGCAGUGACUGCAUGCCAUCGCUUGCCUGGUGCCCUGGCGGGAAUUCGCCCAAUCCUAUCGCCUCUAGCGAUGUGUAUCUCUUCAUCCCUGUUUGUUCUGGGGGAAC